AUGCCUGUUGCUGCUCGUGAGGCAUCUGUCUAUACUGGUGUCACCACUGCUGAGUAUUUCCGUGAUAUGGGACUUAAUGUUAGUAUGAUGGCUGAUUCUACUUCUCGUUGGGCUGAGGCUUUACGUGAAAUAUCUGGUCGUUUGGCUGAGAUGCCUGCUGAUUCUGGUUAUCCUGCUUAUCUCGGUGCUCGUCUUGCUUCCUUCUAUGAGCGUGCUGGACGUGUUAAGUGUAUGGGUUCUCCUGAUCGUGAGGGUGCGGUAACUAUUGUUGGUGCUGUAUCUCCUCCUGGUGGUGAUUUCACUGAUCCUGUUACCUCAGCAACUCUAUCUAUUGUACAAGUAUUCUGGGGUCUUGAUAAGAAGUUGGCUCAGAGGAAGCAUUUCCCUUCCAUUAACUGGAAUAUCUCUUUCUCAAAGUAUACUCGUGCCUUGGAGCCCUUCUUCAACAAGUAUGAUAAUGAGUAUUCAUCUUUACAACAAAAGGUUAAAGAGAUUCUUCAGACUGAAGAUGAUCUACAAGAAAUUGUACAAUUGGUUGGUCGUGAUUCACUAUCUGAAGAUCAGAAGUGUACUUUAGAGGUUGCUCGUAUUAUUCGUGAAGAUUUCCUUCAACAGAAUGGUUUCAGUGAUUAUGAUUAUAUGUGCCCUCUAGCUAAGACUAUUGGUAUGAUGAAAUGUAUCUGUCAUUUCUAUGAUGCUGCUCAGAAAUGUUUGUCUGAGAAUCAUGGUGAUAAGGUUAUUGGAUGGUCACAGAUAUCUACUGCUUGCAAGGAUGUUAUCGUCGCUAUUACCAAUAUGAAGUUCGAGAUGCCUCAACAUAGUGAAGAGGAUUUCGCUGACUUCUUUGCUAAUCUUGUUAACCAGAUUGAUACUGCCUUCCAGAAUCUUCUAGAUGAGACUAACAAUACCAACUAA
This is a messenger RNA of Perkinsus marinus ATCC 50983, 915 nucleotides long. RefSeq names its product vacuolar ATP synthase catalytic subunit a, putative. NCBI's taxonomy places the organism in Eukaryota, Perkinsozoa, Perkinsida, Perkinsidae. Gene Ontology annotation, biological process: proton transmembrane transport; ATP metabolic process. The record is from RefSeq and is a predicted model, not a curated record. Gene Ontology annotation, molecular function: proton-transporting ATPase activity, rotational mechanism; ATP binding. Bases 1 to 915 code for a protein of 304 amino acids. The transcript has a single exon.